AGUCUCCUCCCCUCAAAAAAAUCCCAAACCAAAAGCCAAUAUGGACUGUUCGUUAAAGAAGCGCAAGACGGAGGAGAACGGCGACGUCUCGACGGCGCCGCCGCCCUCAUCCGAAUUCACAACCCUAACCCCCGACGACUUCCGCAAACUCCUCCAGCCAAUGUCCCACGACCACCUCGUCGAGAUUCUACAAACCGCCGUCGUCCGCCACCCCGACGUCCUCGAAUCCCUCCGCCACGUCACCAACCGCGACGCCACCCUCCGCAAGCUCUUCGUCCGCGGCCUCGGCGCCGACACCACCACCGACUCCCUCCGCGCCGUCUUCUCCGCCUUCGGCGACCUCGACGAGGCCAUCGUCAUCUUCGACAAGGCCACCGGGAAGUCCAAGGGCUACGGGUUCGUCACCUUCAAGCACGCCGACGAGGCCUUGAUCGCUCUCCGGGAGCCGAGCAAGAAGAUCGACGGCAGAGUCACCGUCACGCAGUACGCCGCCGCCGGCCAUUCGGCGUCGUUCAGCAGCAGCAACGGCGGCGCCGACGUCUCGGCGAGGAAGAUUUACGUCGGGACCGUGCCGUUUGAUAUCUCAUCGGAGAGACUGCUCUCGGCGUUUUCGGCUUUCGGUGAGAUCGAAGAAGGCCCCCUAGGGUUUGAUAAGGUCACCGGAAAAUCAAAGGGCUUUGCUUUCUUCGUGUACAAGACCGAGGAAGGUGCCAGGGCCGCGCUUGUUGAGCCUUUGAAGAACAUUGAUGGGCAUCAAGUGACUUGCAAGCUGGCUGUGGAUAACAAGAAGGGUAAACACGGCGGCGGCGGUCAGGGGCCUGCCGGUGAUAAUUCCGGUGUGCCGCCACCGCAGCAAAUGCAGCCGGGGAUGUUUAGGCCGCAGCUUCAGCCGGGUCUGUACGCUGGUUAUCCUGGUGGAUAUGAGCCUCGGUAUAAUAGUCCGUAUGGAGUCCCUCCACAGAUGCCUCCAAGCUCUCAUGGAGCCUAUUCCGAUGGUCCGCGAUAUGGGGUUUCUCCGCCACAGCAUUAUCAGGCUCCCCCAAUGCCAAGAGGCACACCGGGAGGAAUGUAUCAGGGACCUUACUGAGGUCGUUGAGAAGCUUCUUUGGCGCAAAUGCUUUAAAUGGUUAUGGUGAUUUCAUGAUUGCAGACAAUUUGGAUUGAUUAUAUGGACUGCUGUGAUUCUGUUGCUGCUUCCCUUCGUCUGCUUCUCUAGUUGUGCUUUGUCUUGUGACCUACUUUGAUUUAAAUGUAGAACUUAUUCAAAAGUAUAGUAUUAGUUUUGUGAUACAUGGUUUACUGGAGUAGGGAUUUUAUAAUUUCUUUGUAGAUGACAUUACAUCCCCCAUUUUGUGUAAUUGUUAUUUUCACGUUUUUAUUAAUUUGUUUUUUUUAAUA
Argentina anserina (silverweed cinquefoil) is the source of this 1398-nucleotide messenger RNA. Its product is annotated as UBP1-associated protein 2C-like. NCBI's taxonomy places the organism in Eukaryota, Viridiplantae, Streptophyta, Magnoliopsida, Rosales, Rosaceae. Gene Ontology annotation, molecular function: RNA binding. The coding region runs from base 41 to 1087 and encodes 348 amino acids. Gene Ontology annotation, cellular component: nucleus. The transcript has 2 exons. The record is from RefSeq and is a predicted model, not a curated record.